AUGGAGGACGGGUUAUUCCACGAGGCCAACGCUGCGUGGAUCAAGCAGUUCAAGUGCAAGGGGUGUCGAAACGAUUCGUGGGGAGUGACCAACCAGUAUCGCAACAGCCACGGCACAUUUGCCGGGUGUUGCCGAGGCAUCGUCCGGUCUCCGUGCCGUGGAUGCAGGUCCAAGAUGUUGACCAGGUUUAUCGUCCCUGAGGAUAGAGCUGCUGCCUGCGGACGCGACCGCCACGAGUGCGAAGCCUGCCACGACAAUGGGCAUUGCCCAAUAUUGUCCCAAUGGCCAAACCAGAUUAAGGACGAAAUCGUCGGCAUGAUUAACGAUUGCAUUUUGCUAUGUGUGUCGAUAUCUUUUGGGCUCGAAGACACUGUGAAGUGGUGGCGACAGUCAAGCAUGGCGGCUCUACGGGCGCCGCAGGCGUGA
Aphanomyces astaci is the source of this 426-nucleotide messenger RNA. RefSeq lists its product as hypothetical. Bases 1 to 426 code for a protein of 141 amino acids. Lineage: Eukaryota; Oomycota; Saprolegniomycetes; Saprolegniales; Verrucalvaceae. The record is from RefSeq and is a predicted model, not a curated record. The transcript is spliced from 2 exons.